This is a messenger RNA of Topomyia yanbarensis, 3483 nucleotides long. RefSeq lists its product as uncharacterized. Bases 87 to 2045 code for a protein of 652 amino acids. The transcript has 8 exons. The record is from RefSeq and is a predicted model, not a curated record. NCBI's taxonomy places the organism in Eukaryota, Metazoa, Arthropoda, Insecta, Diptera, Culicidae.
GAAAUUCAUAAUAUCGAUCGUAUGUUAUCAAGAAAAGUUACAAAAAUAUGUUUUCAUAAGAUUAUUAUGUGAAACAUAAGACUUUUAUGAUAUUCAUAACAUUACAAUAUGAAUUACAUACGUCAUUCGUUCCGAAUUCAUACGAGCAUCUUAUGAUCGGCAUAAGCUAUUACGCAAGAGAAUAUGCAGAACACUUUCUUGUGAAAAAAUCGAAGAUGGCGCAGCGUUUUGUGGAGGAAAGCGUGUUGAUAGAAAAUUUUCUCGAGGAGGCGUCAACAGCUAGUUUGAAUCUUUUGAAAGAGGUCGGAAUUGGCACUGUAGAACUGAUAACUAUUGGCAAGACAGAGUUUUUCGCAGCACUUGCAAAAAUAGCUACAUAUUCAGACAUCAUCCAGUUGUGGAAUUGGGUUGAAAACUGGCGUCAAAGAAAUCAACUAGAAAACGUGUCUGCGAUUAACGUGGAUCCCACGUUUCCCAAUUCUGUCACACAAUCGGUAGCAGCACAUAUUCAUGAUAAUGUGACGGAUUCGAACCAGACUGCAUAUAGCUUCAAACAAGAUGUGAGCUCAGUUACGGACAUCGGAACGCAGUCAGAAACUGGAACCCGAAUCGUUGCUCCCGAGGAUACUCACUGCGCGACUGCUCAAAAGAUUUUUAAAAAAGAAGUUCUUGAACAUUCAAAUCUUCGAGAACCGACUACUUGCAAGCAACCAACACUUUCACUCCCGAACGAUCAAGUUUUUAACGCAGAAACCAAAGUGCAAGCUAACGGUUCAACGCUUUCUCAAACUGCAGAAUCGCACGAGGAUACGGAAGAAGAAUGUGAACAGUUUGAACAUAAAAAUCACAACUUGACAAAUAACGCAGGACCGCAUCCGCUAUCAUUCCUUACACCAGACGCUUUGGAAAAACUGCUGGUACAGACGGUUUACGGAAAGCAAUUGCUACAGCAUGCUAAAACGCAUACACUUUCAGUUUCCGGGAGAAAAUUUGUAGUUGAUACCGUUGCCCGUCACCAUCUUUCUUACAACCGCAAAGCUUCUGCAGAAGUGAUUCGUGAGUACAGCGUUGUGAUUACUGCGCUUUUCCAAAAAGAAUCGAAGGACAUUUAUUUCAUACCGAGAAGAAGCGGUAAUCCUGGAGGAAAAUUAUAUAGUCGUAUAAACUAUAUCAAACAAUCAGAGCGUAAACGUGAUCGUGAGGAAGUGGAAAACGUGUCAACUGGGUUGAACGUCAACGUGCUACCGAUCGUUGUAGAAAACGCACUUUCCUGGCUAGAAUUGAAUAAUUUUCCCUGGACCAGUGUGCUGACUCAGUGGGAAAUAAGUUUUCCAGGCAGAAAGCAGUCGCUACGGAAGUUUUGCAAGUCCUCGAAGUUAAUAGCUAGCUAUCCACAUUUGAGCGAGGCUUACGGCUACCAAUUGUUGGAUAUUGAUUACCGAUUGUUGUGUCUUGGAGAUCCGAGCGAAGGAUGUAAAUGUUGGACUGACUUGUUUAAACCAAUAGCAAAGUACGUUGCUAAACACGCUAGAGAUCCAUCGUCAAAGGACUUAAUUUAUUCACUCGAAAAUGAGGAGUUGUCAACAAAUUCUCGAUUGUUGUGCUUUCUUCUGGCGCUGAAUACAGUGUUGGUUCCGGUUAAAGCAGCGCAGGGAUUCAAACCAACGGUGGCCACCGCGCAAUCUGAUACGUUUCUGCUGGUGGUCAGCCGAGAAAAAGCACUAGAGGAAAUACAAAAGUCACUUUUGGUAUAUGAAGAACAGCGAGUUCCAAUUCCACCAAAACUCGUAGUCCUGGGAGAAAAUCUGUCCUCAGUAACGGGAGAGUGUCUUGUUCUAUAUAAGAACAUCGAAUAUAAAUUAACCAGCAUCGCGCGAGGUAAUGACGUGUUAGUAAAACUACUGAUUGUGCUAGGGUUGCCUGCCUCUAAGCUGUCUAAGUUGGUAUGGUUGUUCAUUAUCAAAUAUGUUUACCGAGUUGAGCCUGAUAACGGUGGUUACUUAUGCUUAAGCAAACUGAUCGAAUUCCUAAAUAAUCAGCCAUGAUGAUUACAUGUUGUAUUGAAGAAUGCACACGAUUAUUUCAAACUGCAGAUGAAUUGUUGGAGCAUGUUAAGAAAAUUCAUAGACCCCCAGCAGAAUUUCUUUAUAAAUGCACAUUUCCUGGAUGCAUUCAAAUUUUUUCUAAAAUUUAUGGAUUUAAAAGGCAUUUGAAAAACCAUUCUUUUGGAGUGUUUGAUAAUGUGCUGACAAACGAAAAUAUAGAAAACGAUGAAGCCUUAAUAAGUGUUCCUCCUAAAACAAAGAAAACACAGCCGAAUACAAUAAACACUCUAAACAAUUUUAAGUUCGAACAAAAUUUAAUAAACAUGCAAAAAUCUGCAGUUGAGUUUACAUUAAAUAUGCACAAAAGACCAAAUUUUUCAAGACGUGAUGUGAAAGAUAUACAAGACGCAACAAAAAAGCAUUAUAUAAAAACAGUAGAAAAUAUCGAAGCUCUGCCUAUAAUUAUCGAGAAUCCUGAAGUCAAAUACCAAUUCGAGAAAUAUCUAACUCAAUUAAAAACCAGUUUCGACUUCAUUGACACAGAAUAUAAACUAUUUGAACAUCUCCAGAAUCUUGGUAUUUUACGGCUUCCAAAAAUACUAACUUUGGAGAACAACGAAUUGAAGCAAACCACAACAAUUGAAUUUCGAAAAUCUUGUAUAGUAUUAAAUCCAAUAGAGUAUCAAGUUCGAUCAUUUUUUGAAACAGACGGUAUACUAGAAAAAACCAUCGAGCAUACAAAAGCAUUAGAAAAAUCAACACAUAUCGAGCAUUUCGUGAAUGGGGAAGUUUGGAAAACUAUAAAAGCGAAAUAUGAACAAGAUAAGUCAAGUUAUGUUAUACCUCUGUGGUUAUAUGCUGAUGAGUUCGAAGUGAAUGACCCACAGAGUUCUCAUAGUAAGAUAGAUGUUGUUUGUGGAAUAUACUACAAUUUUCCAACUAUCCCUGAUCAAUACAAAUCACGUUUGUGCAAUAUAUUUGUCGCAGGAGCUAUCAGAAAAGUUGUUAUAAACAGGACAGGCGUAAAUAGGCUGGUUGAAGAAUUGAUUUUACCAUUUAAGAAACUCGAGGAAGAAGGUGUGAUUUUGCAGUUGGGGUCGGAACAUGUUAAGGUACGAUUUAUAUUCAGUUUGUUUCAAGGCGAUAAUCUCGGAGUACACUCUUUGCUUUCGUUAUCCAAUGGGUUCAACGCAAGUUAUUAUUGUCGAUUUUGCCGCAGACAUAAAGUACAACUACAGAGGGACUGUGAGGAACAUCACAAUUUCUUGAGAAAUGUUCAAAAUUACGACGAAGAUGUUGCAAUUGGUAGGCAUUCAGAGACAGGUAUAGCUGGUAUAUCGGCAUUCAAUCAGCUACCUUCUUUCCACGUUAUUGGAAACCCCAGCGUGGACGCUAUGCAUGAUUUGUUCAGUAAUGGAUUUUGUAGAUACGGUCUUCU